UGCAAAUUGAAAAAAAUUCUCUCAUUAGCACGUGGUCCAGUUCACGUUGUCCUUAAGCCAACCUUACCGAUAUUUGCCCGAUCAAUGAAACAGAACAGAUACAUCAGGGCCACCGUGGGUACGAUGUACAGGUCAAUCUUCAAUCUGAGCUUGGAUUCGGCCUCCUUGUCAAACUCAACGAUGGGAUGUCCAUAUUGAUCAGUGGCCAGAUGGCCGCGCUCGGCGGCAGUACGGGCCACUUCCGACAUCAGGUCCUCUUUAUGGUGAGAGAUAGCCUUCUCGUCCCUGGCAGACUCCGGGUCGGCCAUGGUGGAAGUCAUAGGAGAAAGAAGCUGUAGGGGAGAGAAAGGAGGCUGGAAUCUGGGGGUCGAGAGGUUUCACGGGGGGCGGGGGUGAGGAGACGGGCGAAAAUCCGUUGCCAAGCAGUCGCGUAAAGCAAUCCUGGGGGAAGCUGUGGUCCUUUAUAGAGAUUGUGUCACCCCAUGGGGCCAGUCGUCACGUCCUUUGCUAUCUCCCGGUCGGAAGUCCCGAACUGGACUGAAUCCGGGGUUGCGGGGAAGUCUAGAUUAUGGGGAAGACGAAUCUGAAGAUCAAGGUAUGAGUUUGACCGCGGCACGAGUAUCGCCAACCAUUCUGUCGGUUGUCUGGAAUUGCCGGCGCCAAGAUGUAUUGACCACCCGUCCGUCGGAAAAGAGCCAUUGAAUGAAGAGAGCCAGUCCUUGGCGCUCGGAAAUUCUUGCGCGUCCUUCGCUGGGAGGCGUUACUUGGCGGGACCCGAGAGUUUGAGGACGAGUGGGCCAAUCAUAAGGGUCAUAGAGGCUCGGGUAAUCGAAGAUUUCGGUCAGCAUGAACUACCACAGUUCGAUCAUCAGAGAAGUAUCGAGAUAGUCACGUUAAGAAUCUGCCCGUGUCUGUACAGUCCAAGUGGGGUUUUACCCAUCGAUCAAGGGUCCAUCGCAAAGACGGGGUAAGACUGGAAGCGUGGAGACGAAUCAUGGACCCGUUCACCACAGGCUUCGUGCUUCCGAUCGACUAGUACAUUCCGAUCCGAUGGAGUCCAGGCCGACGAUUCACUCGCAGUUCGGGUUCUACCCCGAUCACCCCGGACGGAGGACCAAAAAUAAAGUGUGAAGCGGGACCGGUCCCGCGGAGUCUAAACUUUUCAAGACGUCCUUACCCAAGAGUUGAGCACUGCCGGCGAACAAAGUUAACUUAAGAAACUCAGUUCUCCAGCCGAUCGAUCUGCCAGCCUGUCGACCGUUUGUAUUAACUGCCGAAAGCUCUUGCCGACGAAAUCUCGGCAGCGCCACGACAGCCAUAGCACGACAGCCAUAGCACGACAGCCAUAUGCGACCGGACUUUGGGUGUUUUGCUUGACUAGAUGGAUCAAAGCGCACGCCUUGGCAGCUGUGCCGCGUGCUUGCGGGGAUCCGAAGGUCAUUCUCAUCGGCAGAAUGUCGGCGCUCGAGUUGACGAGUCAGGUCUGUUCUUCAGACAGCUCCGGUCUGGUUUUCGGGAAAGACCGAUGUUGUCUUCACGGAAGGAUACGAGCUGUGGUGUGGGUGGCCGACGGCUGCGAACGAACACGCUAGUGAGUUGGCGUCCAAAUCCCAGACCAUCCUUUCGGACCAUACAGCUUCGGCCCCAGUGAUGACUGAGAUCCUGCGAUGAUCAUCGCUCUGGUCAUCGUGGAAUCAUAAGAUCGCUGGGAGAGUGGGGGUGCAUCCUCAUCUUCUUAUCCAGAAAUCCAAGAAAUGCGGAUUGGGCGAGGGCGCGACCGUAGUAUCACGUGAUCUCUUUUCGGAUAUAGACGGAUGAAGCGCGGAUGAAACGGACGCCUAACUUCAUAUCCACCGUACAAGCAAACCCCCACCGUGAUAGUACAGAAAGCCGGUGCGAGCGCUUUGGGACCCGAGUACCGACUCCUUUGUCGCUCGGAUAUGGCUGAUACCGUGAAGCCUCUCACCGCUGGUUGGCGCAUUCCAAAGGCCUGCCAAGAGUGUCGGAAGCGCAAAAUCCGUUGCAAUGGAUUGACCCCGUGCAAGACAUGUCAGCAACGAAAGACUCCCUGCGUCUACAGAGAUAUUAUCCGACAACGAAGGAAAAAGAACGAAUAUCCACCGGCUGACAUCGAGGGAAAGCGGCCCCGGCAAGCCUCUCUGCCAGUUACUCAGUCAUUUAAAUCCGGGGGUCCAUCAACGAUGCUUGAGUUCCCAAAUAGUGUAUCUGCAACUCAUAUGGCUUCGGCUUCAUGUCAGAUGCAGCUAUACUAUGGGCCAACCUCGCAUUUUUCACUCAUGCAACACAUCUACCGCGACCUCGCCUCUAAUCCAACUAUCUAUCCCGCACCUUCGGGCGAAGUUGAAGAGGCUGGCGCUGGCCUGGACUUGUUCAGCUUCCGGCGAAUCUUUUUUGGUACUCCCGAUACUCAUGACAUUGGCAAGUCUGCUGCCAUCGGCGACAUACCGAUGAUGUUCUUGCCGUAUGAGCUAGCAAAGCUCUUUCUCUCUCGAUUCUUGACUCAUCUUUAUCACAUGAUGCCCCAUCGACCCAAGUCCUAUUACGAACAAUGUCUGGAGAAGCUCUACAACCCAUCCCCUUCUAUCCACCCCGAUACUCUGACACAAGCCAUCGUCUUGAUCGGUUUAGCAACGGCUUCAUUAGGCACGGAACAUUAUGCAUGGGGUGACGUGCUUGUGGAUCGUGUCAAGGUGUCGUUGGUGCCAUAUGACGAUGUUGUGAACUUGCAGACCGUGCAAAUUGCAUUUCUUAUGGCCAAUUAUCAAAAUGAACAAGGUCGCCCCAAUUCAGCCUUCUUGCAUCUUGGGACAGCCGCCCGCAGGGCUCUUUCUGCGGGGUUGCACAAAGAUGUCCCGCAUGGGGACUCCCAAGACUGGGAGACCAUUGAAGAACGACGAAUCACAUUUUGGUCUCUCUAUGUUUUUGAAACGUGGUUCUGCUUUCACGUCGGUCGACCGAGCUCAUUGUCCAUAAAGGAUGUUGACAUUGAAUAUGCGAAAGAUCCAUUUAUACGACUCUUGGGUGAACUUUGCAAAACUGUUUCUCGAUCCAGUAAUGAGAUUUACGGUCAAAGCCACGAGUCAUUGUUACACAUGUGGCGGGUCGCCCGCUCGAUCAUUCAUGACCUUCGAGGCCACGAGUUGCAAAUGCAGCAGGCGCUAGGAUUUGGCCUCAAUGCUGGCAUUCAACCGGGAUCUCUCGGUGCUUGCCAAACGAUUUUUAUCACCUUGUACUAUCAUACUCUCCUUCUGGUCAUCCGCCCCUUUUUAAUUUUCCGUGGUCACUGGCAGCGGGACAUGAAAACGUCCCUUCAACAGCCCAAUGGGGGCUCUGCCAGUCGCUCGACCGAAAUACCAACCUGGUUGAAUGAAGCUUGCAAUCACGCCCUGACCGUAGCGAGGAAGACUAUCCAUCACUUGGGCGAAGCGUCCCGCAGUAAUGACUUUGUCAAGGAAUUACGUUACCACGGAUAUUUUCUAGGCAGCUCCGCAUUCACACUCAUAUACGACCUGCUUCACGACCCAAGCGCAGCAACAACUCACUUACCAUGGAUCUACGCUUCUCUCCAAACCCUAUCCAUAAUGCGAGCAGGUGAUCCAAUUCAAAGCAGCAUCUCAGCCAUCCAAACAACCUUGCGUAAAAUCAACCCUUCCUACGUGUGGACGCCCUGUCCAAAGGCCGAAGAAAGUUCCACACUGCCCUCGCAACAAGCAGCAUCGGUGUCUCAACCUCUCGGUAAUAUCGAUCAUCAGGCGUGGGUAACCCCAACUCCAUCGCUCCCUCAAAGACCUUCCUUCGACCAACCACCAGACCUAUCAGCACCACAAUGGAAUUUGCCAUUACUCGAGGGACCGGAGACGGGGGGAUCGGGAGGUUCAAAUGAAGAUCUUUUGGAUUUCACACAGUCCGACAUGGGUUGGAAUUUCGAUUUUUCGACUAUGGACUUGGAGGCAUUCUUCUCGACGUAUCAGGCUGCGGAUCCCGCGUUUCCCUAAAAGUGCUCAUCGUUCGUGAUACUACCAGGGUGGAGGGCGUUUUAUGCAUUUUAUCCAAUUUUAUUUAUAGAUUUUAUAUACCGACUUUGGAACUUUUAAUGAAUAUAAUGGCUCUUAGGGAAACAGAGAAUAACUAUGUAAUUAUUCUUUGAAACACAAUGUCAUGUUAUUGCCUCUUUCCCCUUUAUUAAACCCUGGAUACUAUUUCGACAGAUCGUCUAUUCAAAU
Molecule: messenger RNA, 4244 nt
Organism: Penicillium brasilianum
Lineage: Eukaryota; Fungi; Ascomycota; Eurotiomycetes; Eurotiales; Aspergillaceae
Source: the annotation of a GenBank genome assembly